This is a messenger RNA of Tricharina praecox, 1321 nucleotides long. RefSeq lists its product as uncharacterized. NCBI's taxonomy places the organism in Eukaryota, Fungi, Ascomycota, Pezizomycetes, Pezizales, Pyronemataceae. The transcript has 2 exons. The record is from RefSeq and is a predicted model, not a curated record. Bases 251 to 1021 code for a protein of 256 amino acids.
GAUGUAGGUCUCCUCCCACCUACCCCGCCUCUCCGUCCAGCUUCGCCCCCCCCUCUUUACUGACAGAAAUGAGCCCACCCCUCAGAGCGGAAUACGGCCCAGCCGCGUAGGGACGUCGAACAUUCACGGCACCCAUGUGGCCGUGGUAGCUGCCUUCAACGAAGAUGCACGCCUGCCUCUGCCCUACGGUCAAGCUCGAGUGGCAAGUACCGUCGUUCGUGAAGUCGUAGACACUCUUUUUACAACAGACAUGCAGGCGCAAGCUGGCAAUAUUCUCCUUGGCUGUGCCAUCGGCAUGGUCGGGUCAAUCAUCGGAAUGCUGGCAUUCUUGCUUCUAUCCCAGCGAAGGAAAGCGGCCCGGCAGCGGGACGUCCUACGAAGCGCCGAAGAAGGCAACGAAAAGGCCGAACAGGCGACCGAAGCGCCCGCUGAAUUCCUGCCUCCUGCUCGGCCAAAGACUCCAACUCGGAUUCCAGGCGCUUCACCACCUCCCCGCCGGAAACCCGUCCCCACUCGUGUUCCUCUGACUUUGGAUAUCCCACCGCUGAGCAAUCCCACUCUCACUAAAUGUCGGUCUCUGGCAAGGACUUUGAAGACCACUAUCGAGCAAUUGAAUACCUCGCCCCCCCAAUCACCCCGCUCAUCGCCGCUACCAUCUCCGCUGCCAUCGCCACCACCGUCCUUACUGCCAUCGCCCCUCCCGUCGCCCCUACCAACAAGCACAUCUCCCACGUUCCCUGAGAGCCAUGCGGGAUUUCGCUUCGACUUCGAGCUUCCCAAGAUUGAUACUGAGAUCGAUCGUACGCCGAUGAGUCUCACCGUCGAGGAACUCCAGGGCGGCCGCGGUUCCUUGAUAGUCAUCGCACAGACGAACGCCGCUCGGGCUGUGUCGACAGGAACCGCAGUAGAGCGGCCUUAUCUGACGCCGCCGCUUCCGCUUCCGCUGCCGUCCGCAAUAUAUGCCGCGUCGAGCGCUCGGAGUUCGCAGGCAAGCUAUACCAUCGAUUGUGGAUUCCAAUGAUCUUAUGCACGCGCGAGGGUCUUUAGCAUGUGUUUUCCUUCUUUCAUUCUGUCUUUCGUUUUAUUUAUUUUCACGGUCCGGUUCGGGGUUUCUUCCCUCGCCAGCUGCAGGGCAGUUGACGUGGGCAUGGGUUUUACAUGGUUAUGGAUAACGACUUGGACUGGGAGCAGGAGUUCUGGGCUUUUCAUUGGGGCGGUUGGGUGUGUUUUUUUGGGUGUUCAAAAAUGUCACGGUCUUUUUAUACUACAGAAGGGUUUAGUUAUUGAAUUUGAAUAAAGCUACAAUCGUUUUCGAGCAAAA